Malaclemys terrapin pileata is the source of this 6103-nucleotide messenger RNA. RefSeq names its product sperm acrosome associated 9 (gene SPACA9). The coding region runs from base 98 to 838 and encodes 246 amino acids. NCBI's taxonomy places the organism in Eukaryota, Metazoa, Chordata, Testudines, Emydidae. The record is from RefSeq and is a predicted model, not a curated record. Gene Ontology annotation, cellular component: sperm flagellum; acrosomal vesicle; ciliary base. The transcript has 4 exons.
GGGCUGGCGGCCGCAGGGCUGCGGGGAGCAGGCGGUGUCGGGGGCAGGAGGUCCGGGACAUGCAGGAGUGGGACAGGAGACACAGGAGGGGGGGAAAAUGAACGAGGUAAAAGAAUGUCUGAGAAACAUAGAACAGACUUACAAGAUCUUCCAGCAACAGCAGUUUACAUUUAUUGCAGCACUGGAACGCACCCGAGAGGAUGCGCAUGACAAGAUCAGGCCUAUAGCAAGUAUUGGACAGGUGCAGGCAUACAUGGAUCAUCACUGUAACAACACUACCGACAGACGCAUCCUCCUCAUGUUCUUGAGCAUCUGUAGUGAACUGAACAAACUCUGCCAAAAGCUAGAAGCCCUGCAUCCCGGUACCAGUGUAACGAACAAUAUUUUGGAGAAAUGCAAGCUGCUCGUUAGCCCCAGCAAUGACCUGAGCACCAUCCGAGCCAAGUACCCUCAUGAUGUGGUAAAUCACCUGAGUUGCGAUGAAGCAAAGAACCACUAUGGAGGUGUGGUGAGCCUCAUACCCAUAGUGCUGGACUGCAUGAAAGCAUGGGUGGCCCACAGUGAGAAGCUGCCUCGGAACUUCCUGCAUAACGUGAGUGAUGGAAGUGCUGACUCUCAGAAGAGAACACAGCAGGAUGUGUCAGCAAAGGCAUCUGCUCCCCUAGGCCCACGUCCUGCUAUCCUCACUACUGCUACUCAGACCUUGGUUAGUUACAAAGACUAUUCAGGAGAGCAGAACCGUAAGCAUGGUAAAAAAGAGCACCUGAAUGGCACAGGGAGAAACACUUGGAAAUAUCUCAAUGGUCCCUGGAAACCACCUGGGAAACACUCCUUUUAGAAGGACCAAAGCUCAUACAUCUUUUGCAUAGAUGUGACUGGUUAUUAAAUAUGGUCUCCAGUAUUCACUGCAGUUGUUCCCUCCUGUCUUCACCCAAGUUCUGAAUAUAUGUAGUCUUGUAAGUCUCCAAGAGCAGAUAAACCUAGAUCUUAUCAGACAACUUUCUACUGAGAUCCAGAAAAAGAGUUGAAACAGGGGUAGUGUAUGUCACAUGUAUUCCUCCUUGACAGGUCUAGUGGUGAGGGCAGCAGAUGGAGUUAGGACCAAUCAGAUUCUGGUCUCUCACCAAUGCUGUGUCUUGGGCAAGUCACUUGAAGUCCAAUUCUAUGACUUCCUCUCUGAUUUUUUCAGGUUACAGGUUGCUCAAAUGUACUGCUGUAAAUAGCCUGCUAUCUGAAAUCUAAGAUGGGUGCUCUACAUCCCACACCAAUACCAGUAAUAAAGACUGAGCCACAAUCUGUCUUCAUUUAUAGCUGUUCAACCCCUUCACUUCCCAUGGGGUUGCACAGGCGUAAGUGAGGACAGAAUUUGGGGUCCUGUAGUUGAAAUUUAAUUGACAGUGUGUGUGACCCAUAAAAUAAUCCAGCUCACUCUCCCAGAGCUGUUUUGGCUCUGCAGGGCUAACAAAAGGAAAAAGUUAUUUCUGACCACUAUUAGGGUGCAAGACUCCAAUCCAGGGAGCAGAUCUACUGAGGAAGAGGUGACCAUUUUCAGACACAGCCUCUUUUCAAAGUAGAAUUGCACUUUAAGGUCUCUAUGCCUCUGCUUUCCCUUGGGUACAUCUUACCUACCUCACAGAAGUGUUUGAUGCUUAGGUCAUUAACAGUUGUAAGGCAUUUGAGAUCAGCUGAUGGAGCAUGCAUAGAAAAGUGCAAAGUAUUUUUAAAUCAUUGCCUUCCUAUAGAGUCUCUGAAGCCAGCUAGCGAGCUUUCCAGGACUGGGUUAUGAAAGCCAGUCCACCUGUAGGCUCUCUUCCCAUAUUUAUCACUUAGAACUGAUUUGUAUAAUUUAUGGAUGCUUUAUGGAAGCUCUUAACAAGAUCUUGAUAGUCUGAUGUAUUUCCCUGUAUCUGAUUGCUCUUUUCCCCUCCCACAGGCAAGUUAGCUCCUGUUCUUUUGCCUCCUGCCUGAAGACACUCCUGAAUAAACGUUUCCCGUGCAUGCAUGGCUGUGUUUGCUAAAAUUAUGGGGGUGCUAUUACCUUAAGGUGACCAGGUUUUUGAAACAAGUAUCAACUAAGAUGGGACAGUUGGGCAAACAAGGAAGUGCAGAAGGGAAUGGCAGUUCAGAAGGAUAGGAAGUAUUUACAGGUGAACUUUCACCCCUUCUUUUACCUCCCCCUCUAUGUAUUUGUUCCCAUUCUCGUCCCACACCGCUCAUACAUGUCUCCAUAGGAUGUAUAGGAAUCAUUGCACUAACCCUCAGCUCUGGGAUAGACAUGAUUUCUUCAGUAAACUUCAUAAUUAUUUUUAAGUGAUCCUAUUCAAUUGAAACUACUGGGGAAUUCAAACAGAUUUAAGAUUGUUGGGCUAUUUAACAGACAUAGUUGCUAGCAGGAUUUUGGGUAGCAGAAAAGCCACCCUUCCUGUGGAAGGCUUUAUUUAAUAGCUGUAUCAUGGAGGUGGCUUUACAGAGAAAAAUUAAAGUCACUAAUAGCAUCUAAAUACUUCAAGUUUCAGGCCUGAUUGUGCUAGGCACCAUACAGACAAAUAACAGAUAAAAUGCUCUCUGGGACAGGAACUGUUAAGCAGGAAAUGAGGGCUAUUGGUUAGACCAUGGGCCUGAAGGUUACAACUUCCAGGUCCUAUUUCCAGCUCUGCUACUGACUUAUUGAAUAACCUUAGAUAAAAGGUCAUCUAAAAUGGGGAGGAUACCUACUGCAUAGCAGAGAGGCUGGGAAGCUUAUUGUCUGUAAAAGCACCUUUUAAAAUCCUUAGAUGAAAGGGGCUAUAACAAGGGUAAUUUUUACCCACUAAAAAUCAGUUUCUCUAAGCCCCUUGCUAUGUCAGCCCAGAGAGUGGGUGUAAGUCCUACCAGCAGCGAAGGAAAACCCCCAGAGGGAUAUCACCUCCUCCUGUGGAGACGGCCAGUUGAGCAUGCCCAAUUUGAGACUUGCAGAGCUCAAAAAGUAAAUCUGCAACAAAUAUCCUGAGUGUCUCCAGAUCCACAUACACAACAAACAUUGGGGGAUGUCUGAGUUGGCAUUUUAAGGGAGUUUGCAAAACUAGGGACCCCAUCCUUCUGCCAUUUAAGUCAAAGGGAACAUUGACAUUGAUUUCAGUGAGAGAAGAAUCAGGACCUGUGUUAGCGAGUUAGAAACAACCCUUCUUCAGUAUCAGUGUGUCAGCCAGUCUGAACUUCCACAGCUGCACCUAACACAGGACUUCCCUGAAUAAAUUCCUGCUUCAAGUCCAAUAACUGUGGUUGAACUAGAACAGAUCUUCUAGAAAAACAUCCAAUCUUGAUUUUAAACAGUUCCAGUGGUGGAGAAUCCACCACAACCCUUGUUAAGUUGUUCCAAUGGUUAAUAACUCUCAUUGUAACAGGGUUCCAUUAUUUUGCCUAUGAUUAUGCUACACAGCAGAAUUGAUGGGGGGCAAGGGGGAAAAGCUAGCAAGAGUAUUUCCCAUUCAUUAAAAUCACCAACUCUUUUUACUGCAAUACAAGUUGAUCAGAAAUCACCAUCUAAAUUUAGUUUUAAAAGGCCCAUAAGUGUGACUAAAAUGGCAAUUAAAAAAUUCAAUUGUCAAAACAGAUAUUCAGUUAUAAUCUCUUUAAAUACUUCUAUUUUAAAUGUCAAAGGCAAGCAGUUACUUAUCACUUAUCUGUUCUUGCUACAUAAAAUGAGUGCAGUUUAGGAUUUCUGAGAAUAGCGGUUACAUGACCAUAUGUUCUGAUCUAUAUUUAAAUAAAAAAAUAGCAUGAAAAUAAGGAAUUUGCACUUACUGUAAAUGUCUGCUAGUCCAAUCAAAAGUUAUGCUAUAUGGAAGAUAAAUGUCCUAGCAUUUGUUUGUGCAUUUUCAUAUGUUGAUCAAUACGUUGUUCCAGUGGCUAUAUAAAUCUGAAAAAAGAAUCUCUGCUAUGCUAGGUGAGCUAAGUGACUCCUGAAGAGGAAAAGCACAAAGAAUCUCCCAAAAACAAAACAAAAAUUGCAGGGUGGGCAGAAAGGCAUGUGUCAUCUAUCAAGCAUUUUACAAACAUUAAGUCAUUCACAACUUUGUGAGAUGGGAAAAUAGUCUCCCAUUUUACAGAUGGGAAAACUGAGGCACAGUGAGGGGUCAAGUGACUUGCCCAAGGCCAAAGUCCAAGUGGUGGGAACUCCUGAUUUCUAAUCCUAACUUUGACUCCCAGUCCUGUGCACAGACCAGGUCUUAUUGCACUAGUAUAGAUCUGAAAAUCCAGUUUUAACAUCAUUUUUAUAUAGUGUAAGCUGGAAUACUUGGAUUCUGAUCAGAUCAAACUACUGUAUUAACUUUGAGGUUAACGUAGUAUCAGUUCACUUUCAGUUUUGUGUAUUAAAUAUCAUAACCCUGCCACCCAACAAGCUAACAACUAAAAGAACAUGAGUACUUGUGGCACCUUAGAGACUAACAAAUUUAUUAGAGCAUAAGCUUUCGUGGACUACAGCCCACUUCUUCGGACGCAUAUAGAGUGGAAUAAAUAUUGAGGAGAUAUAUAUACACACAUACAGAGAGCAUAAACAGGUGGGAGUUGUCUUACCAACUCUGAGAGGCCAAUUAAGUAAGAGGAAAAAAACUUUUGAAGUGAUAAUCAGGAUAGCCCAGUACAGACAGUUUGAUAAGAAGUGUGAGAAUACUUACAAGGGGAGAUAGAUUCAAUGUUUGUAAUGGCUCAGCCAUUCCCAGUCCUUAUUCAAUCCUGAGUUGAUUGUGUCUAGUUUGCAUAUCAAUUCCAGCUCAGCAGUCUCUCAAAAAAGUACUCCUGUUCUUUUUGCGGAUACAGACUAACACGGCUGCUACUCUGAAACCUGUCAUUAAGCUAACAGCUGUUGCUCAUGUCUUACCCAAGAGUUCCUAAACUGUAGCAAACUACUGAAUAAUUCCAAAAGUAACUGCCCCAGUCCUCUCACCCAGUCCUGCUCACUAAAAUUUCCUCAAGGAUUCUUGAAUGGAAAAAUUGGAAGUUUCUUGGGAAACUAUAGUUUUGCAAUUACGUGACAAUGGUCUUUUGGAAGAUUUUUUCAAAUAUAAAGUUGCAAAAACAGUUUGUCCAAAUUACUUUAGUUUCUAUACAAGUUUUCCUCUACACAGUGGAUGACCACCACUUCAGAUAGAGCAAAGUUUGAGAGAAAUUUAGAAGGUUGGUAGGGUAGGAAGAGACAAGUAUCAGCUUUCCAACAGCAACCUAGUGGCAAUGUUGGAAAGAGUACCAUCUUGCCAUAAAUCCAGUUGACACUGAGUAGAAAUUGAGGUAGUUGGAAUGUAAUUAUCCAAACAUAGCUCUGUAAUAAAACUUUGCUUUAACUUUGUUUUCCAAGUUCACACACACACACAAACACAAGAAACCUGGGAAGCAGCCAAACUAGCUUACUUUGUGUUCCUCAAGUCUCCUUGAUCACCCACUUUUUCUUCUGAAGACAAAUACAGAUACAAGCAGAGUAUACAGGAUCCCAACAAAAUCCAGCUGUCUGUAUGCUACAUACUACUUCUGUAGUUCUGGUCCAAUUUAGACAGGAGACGGCAUCAGUCAAAAACCUGUAUCAAAUCCAAAAUAUCCUUAGGUUAAAGAUUUUUUUUUUUUUUUUUUUUUUUUUUUUUUUUAAGUUUAAGUCUGGAGACACCGUAGCCAACAGGAUACUGCUUAUAGGCCAUUCAGAAGAGAGCUGGGAUCAAGUCAGCAAUUAGAAAGUCAGGGAUUCGGCUAUACCUGAAAAGUCUUGCAGGGAACCACAACAGGGAGCAUGGUGGAAGUUCAGCAGCUCAAAAGAUUAGUUCUGAGUGAGCUGGCAGAGUCAUGGAGGCCUCUAGUGGUCAGGUCUAGGAAGCAGUACUAAAGAACGCAACAAGGUCAAAAGGAGAGUUGGCUUUUCAGUCUUAUGUGGCAGUAGAACUGGGAGGAAAGCCAUGGCUGCUGGAAGGAUGAUUCUUAUUUAUGGUUGUGUUUAUGAGCAUUAGAAAAUAAAGCAGAUUCUUUAUUUCUCUACUUUUGUGAAAAUAUAUAUUGAAUUAUUUGUAUGCUGGUAAGAGCAGUUUUUGAAUGUUAAACUUGUAUUGAGAUAUGUAACAAUAAAAGAAAGUCAAGAUUC